Molecule: messenger RNA, 807 nt
Organism: Ilyonectria robusta
Lineage: Eukaryota; Fungi; Ascomycota; Sordariomycetes; Hypocreales; Nectriaceae
Exons: 1
Coding region: 1-807 (268 amino acids)
Source: RefSeq, a predicted model, not a curated record
AUGGCACCGAUAGAUUACUCGAAAUGGGACAACAUAGACACAGAUUCCGAGCCAGAGAUGCCGUCUGCAACCCCGCCACCUGCUCCAGCCUCCUGGCACUCGUCUGCAUCCACUUCGACGGCAACACACGGCGCUUCAGGGCCCAUCUACGCCAUCACUGUCCGGUGCGACGUGGAGAAAAUCAGAUACCCACCUUGGUCCCCCACCACAAUACCCGCGGACCAUCCUGUUUUCUCGCAUGCCAUUCCUCCCGUCCCAGGGCUCAUUAAGGUGCCGCUGGUCCUCCACCGCGUUGGCACUCGGUCCGCCAACCGUGCCGACCUCGACAACCAGAUCGCCACGUAUCUCAACAUCAACCCCGACUCGGGCUUCGCGCCUCCGGCGUGGCAGUUACAUGUCGGUACCAUCGUGGUCGCGCGCAAGGACAGGAAGCCGUUAUUACCGCACCAUCUUGAGGGCGUGUGGAUGUACUGCGACCACAUUCUGGACCUCUUCGGUGAGGGAGAAGGUGCGCCGAGAUGGCGGUAUAAUCGGCAGGCCUUUGAAGAGUGGUGGGUAGGUUAUUGCGAGGAACAGAAGGAGUUUCGGCCCGGAAAGGGCGGGGAGGAGGAUCCGGACGAUUGGCGGGCGGUAAGGUCGCCGGUGCCCUCGCUGGGGCCCAAGCUAAGGCGGGAGCACGAACGGGAGCAGGAGCAAGAGUCGCCCGUGCCGGUGCCCGAGGUCGUGCUGGAGCUGGACUUGAAGCUGGGGCUGGGGCUGUCUGCUGUGGUAGGGGGAGCUUCUAGGCUACAAUCACCAACGACGUAA